CGAGCAGGGGGCCCUCAAGGAGCUCCUGCGCACCAAGGACCUGUACGGCCUCGAGCCCAGCAACCUGGGAUCGUACGCGUACGAGCGGGUCAAGAUUCUCGAGUGUGGCAUCACGGUCCGCGACGUCCUGGACCUGGCGCCGCCUGACCAGCGUGACAUGCUGGCCAACCCGGAGAAGCGCAUCCUCCGCGACAGCUCCGACCUCGAGCGCGCGAACGAGCAGGAGAUGCCGUUCUCGCCCUUCUGGGACCCGAAGCUGCGCUUCUCCAGGAAGGAGCGCUACCGGCUGCUCGCGAGGCCCAAGGAGCUUGGGCUGCUGGGCUUUCGGCGGAGCAUCAGAGCGAGGAUGGGGAUCUUCUUCGUCUCGAAGAAGGACGGGGCCCUGCGCCUCAUCGUCGACGCGAGGGAGGCCAACCGGAUGUGUCGCCGCCCGCCGCACACGUGGCUCGGGACCGUGGCGGCGCUCGGGCCCCUCGACCUUUCGGACAGCUCGGUCGGCUCGGACGAGCCGGUCAACGUCAACGCAGCCUCGGUCGACCUGUACAAUGGCUUCUACCAGUUUCGCAACCGCAAGCUGGGCUCGCUGUUCGGGAUCGACUUCGCCGAGCGCGCUGACGUCUGGGGGGUCAGUGAGAUCUUCGACGAGGAGCGGGGGUGUUUCGUGCCGGUGGGACCGGACGAGAUGCUCUUCCCUGUCUUCGAGGGACUGCCCAUGGGGUGGUCCUGGGCGCUCCACUUCUGCCACGCCAUCACCUCCGAGGCGGGCAGGACAGAGACGAGCCUGCUGCAGGACCGGCACGCGCCGGAGGCGCCGCGGCCCGAGCUGGCCUACCGGUUGCCGUACGUCGACAACGCCAACGUCAUCGGGCUCAGCCGAGCCGCCACGCAGCGCGCCCUGGACGCCGUCAAGGGCGACCUCGACAAGAGCGGGCUGCACUACCACGAGGAGAACUCGCCCGCCGAGACGCUCGAGCUGCUGGGGGUGGAGUUUGAUGGCCGGCGUCGUCUGCUACGUCCUAAGCCUCGGCGCAUUUGGCGGCUCCACUUGGCGCUGCGCGCCGUGCUGCGCCGAGGCCGCUGCAGCGGGCUCGCCCUGCAGGUUCUGGUCGGCCACAUCGUGCAUCACUGCCAGCUGCUGCGCUUCGGGCUCUCGGCGCUCGACAAGGUCUGGUCCUUCAUGUCCGAGAGCGGCGGGGAGGAGGUUCGCCUGUGGGCGUCCGUCCAGUGGGAGCUGGAAGUGUCCUCCUGGCUCGUCUUCCUGGCCGAGGCCCGUCUCAGCGCAGAGCCUGCCAGCGUCGCCUUUUGCGGCGACUCCUCUGCCGUGGGCUACGCGCUGCACGUCACCUCCGUCUCGGGGCCCGAGUUUCGGGCCGUGGCGCGCUACCGAGAGCGGUGGCGCUUCGACGCGGUCGAGCGGAGCGACGAUGGCUGGGGGGCCGUGGGCGGCUGGUCGGCCGAGUGGCGAGCCUCGCCAGACCCGGCAGGGUCUCUCGGUGGCGGCCCUCGCGACCUCGGCGGCGGACCUGCGGUUCGCUGCCGGCCGUGGCGCGACAUCGAGACCGUGGAGCGGCCGGCCGAGGAGGUGGGGAUCCCGCCGCUGCCGGACGCGCUGCUCGCGAGCAAGCGCUGGGCGAUGGUCAUCAAGGGCGCGCGGCAGCACGACGGGGUCAUCCAUGAGAAGGAGGGCCGCGUGCUGCUCAUGGGCCUGGUGCGGGCCUCGAGGUGUGUCGGCCUUCACGGGAGGAGAGUUCUCUCGAUCGGGGACAACCUCUCGAGCCUCUGCAGCUUCGAGAAGGGGCGCUCGGGCAGCUUUGCCCUUCGGCGCCUGUGCCAGCGCGCCGGGGCCCUCUCCAUCGGCUGCGAGCUCGACUGGUCCCUUCGCUACGUGGAGAGCAAGAGGAACCCGACCGACUUCGACUCGAGGGCGGCCGAUCGAGGCGAGCUGCCUGCCGGGGCCUCUGUCGCUGGCCGGCACGGCCGGGCGCUGCUUCAGCGAUGCUCGCGGCAUCAGUUCGUCCUGGAGAUCUUCGCCGGCUGCGCCGCCUUCUCCGCCGCCUGUCAGGAGGCCGACCUCAACAUCGGGUGCCCCAUCGAGAUCUCGAGGGGCCCCCGCAUGGACGUCUCGAGGCAGAGGACCCAGAGGCACAUCAAGGGCUUGGUCAAGCAGGGGCUCGUGUGGUACCUCCACCUGGGGACUCCGUGCACUACUUGGUCGAGGGCCCGCGCGACGGGCUCGAGUUCAGCCGCUCUUGGGGGCCUCCAGUUGGCCAAGUUCUCGUUGGGGCUCAUCAAACUCUGCAAGCAGUAUGGCGUCCUCUACUCACUCGAGAACCCGCGUUCCUCGAGGCUCUUCUCCUGGAAGCCCCUUAGGAAGGAGCUGCAGAGCCAGAACGCGAUCUUUGUCCGAUACGAUAACUGUGCGCACGGUGCGGGAUAUCUCAAGCCGACCCUCCUGGCCACCAACAUGCAGGCCCUUCAGGGGUGCUACCAGAGCCCGUGGAAGGACGCCGUCAAGCACUGGGGCCAGCGCGUGGUCUGGGUCGGCCCUCGGUUUCUGGAGCGCAAGACCGUCGGGAAGGGGGCGCUCGUCAACUACGAGUCGUGCUCCUCAGACUUCGUCCACUGGGCCAGCCAGCAGGCCCCGCCCCGGGCGCUGGCUCCUCUCGAGCAGCUAGACGCCAGCCUCUCCGCGUACUUUGACUUUCUUUUUUUCGACGGCUGUGAGCCGUGGGCUGGUCGGCACACCCUGUUCGGCUACGCCCACUUGCACGGCAUCGUUGCGCCCUCGCGCAACCUGCCACAUGCCGUGAAAGCUCUGGCGGGCUGGGUGAAAGCUUGCCCAGAGCUCAGCCGCGACCCGUGCCCUUGGGAGGUGUUCGCCGCGAUCGCCGACCACUGGCUCGAGCUGGGCACGACCGAGUCCAUCCUCGCCGCUGCCUGCGGCGCCUUGCAGUUCGACACCUACCUCCGUCCAGCGGCUGCGGUCAACCUGUCCCUCGAGCACGUGGCGUUGCCCUCGGGCAGGGCUGGCGACCGCUAUGACAAGGUGGCGCUGAUCGUGCGCCUGUUCAACGAGCUCCCGCUGUCCACCUACGAGCGCCUGUUCCGCGAGGCCAGCCGCCGACUGGGGCUGGCAGCGCUGAAAGUGUCGCCGCACACGCUGCGGCACGGCGGCCCUUCCCUCGACUACCUGAACGGCCUCGCCACGCUUCCAGUGCUGAAGAAGCGCGGCGGCUGGCUCAGCGACCGCUCCGUGGCGAGGUACGGCAAAGAAG
Prorocentrum cordatum is the source of this 3275-nucleotide messenger RNA. NCBI's taxonomy places the organism in Eukaryota, Dinophyceae, Prorocentrales, Prorocentraceae. The record is from the annotation of a GenBank genome assembly.